AUGACUACAGGCAAAUGGAGUUGUGCCGAAGUGUUUUCAGAUGCUCACCUUAUGUAUGGUACAUAUAAAUGGAAAAUACAGGGAAGAAUUGAUCAAUUUGAUCCUAAUAUUGUAUUGGGCCUUUACUCCUUUGGUGGUCCCAGUGGAUCGAAUGAAAUUGACAUCGAAGUGGCUGCAUGGGGUGAAAAAAUUCAUAAGCCAUUUAAUAUUCAUUAUACGACUUAUCCAGGACACUUGAAUGCCACAAAACGUAUAUCUAAAAGCAAACGAUUCGACCUUACAGGCUCUCAAACCACCCACUGGUACACGUGGACACCAACCAAAGUCAUCUUUGGAAGUCAACAUGGAUUUCAUGAUACACCAACCGUCCAAAGGUUCUUCGCCUAUGAGACACCACGAAAAUUUGCUAAAGACAUGCCAAAAACACCUAUACGAGUUCACAUGAAUUUGUGGUUAUGGGGAGGCCAUGCACCGAUGAAUGGUAAAAAUGUCGAAAUAAUUAUUAAAGAAUUCUCAUUUACUCAACAAUGA
This is a messenger RNA of Rotaria sp. Silwood1, 531 nucleotides long. NCBI's taxonomy places the organism in Eukaryota, Metazoa, Rotifera, Eurotatoria, Philodinida, Philodinidae. The record is from the annotation of a GenBank genome assembly.